AUGUCUGUUUUGUUUGUUAAUAGUAUUAUAAAGAGGCAAGUUGACAUUCUUAUUGGUCGCAAUCAGAUCUAUCGUGAUUGCAUUCGAGGCUGUCUUGGCGAUUCUGCAAAGGAAAUUCGUAUAGUAGCCUACAAAAUACUACGAACUUUGAUUUCGGCAUCUACCAUUACUUUGUUUUUUGUUAAUCAUCAUAUCGACAUUUUCAUCAUUAGGACGCUUAUUCGAGAUACGCGAUAUGACUCGGAGAGAGAACAAGCGAUACGUUUUAUUCGUGCCUAUUUAGAUGAGCCUGAAGGCGCAAAUAUUAUCCCCAUGAGUAUUAUACGUGCUAUAGUAGCGAUUGCAGAGCAGAUCGAUGACAAAUUUCGAAGUGUUUGUCUUGAAACCAUUUGCGAAUUAGCCAUCUGCAAUCCGGAACUUACCUGUCUGUCUGGUGGUACCAAGGUUAUGCUUGCCGCACUUUUAGACGGACCCACCGAGCUGAUAGAUCCAAUUGUUGCAUCGUUUUUGUAUUUACUGGAUACUUGCAAUUCUAGAGCGUAUAUACGAACACACGUAGAGCUUGAGACAAUCAUCUCACAGUUUUCGGAUGCCUAUACAUGCAAGACAGGAUAUAGUAUUGAUAGGCUGACCUGUUGUGCAGCAGUACUCCGAAAAUUCUUUUCGUCAUGGACAGGACUGGUUUAUUUUUGCAUCGAUAAUUUGAGACCUGUGCGAUCAAUUGUAGAGGCUCUAGGAUUGCCCAAUGAUGACACUCGCAAAGCGUUGCUAGGCUUAUUUUUUGACUUGUUUCAGGUUUCGCGAAGUAAUACAUUAAAUGCAACCCACACUACGACUACUCGUCCAGCCAUAGAGACAAUUCAUUUGGUUUCUCACUUUGAAGCUGUACUUUUGAUGGUGCUUGUUCGUGCUGGACUUAUUGAGGCUUUGAUAGAACUUUCACAAGAUCCUAGUAAAUCUAUCUCGCAAUCUGCAAUAACCCUGCUGACCAGUAUUUUGGAAAUAUGUGUUAAAAAAUUACCGGAAGAGCUUUCUACAAAAAUCCAGUCGUUACCAUCCCUUUUUAGGUUGGCUUGCAAUUUUAACGACGAAGCAAGGCGCCAUCUUGCUUCAAGCAGACUUGCACAGAUUUUAGGCAUAUCCAAGGCUCGCAUUGAUACAAAACCAUAUACCAAGACCGAAUUAUGCUAUCAUUCUGAAAAUCGGAAAUUUGAUUCAAUCAAGGCUCACGUUGGUUUGCAAAUUGACGAAAUUCAACUCAGGAUUAUGCUAAAUGAUAGCGAGGUUAUUGGUGUCAAGGAUAGCAGUAAAUGGAAUUGGGAUAUUAUUGAAGAAAUAGUAUCUGGUCCACUUUUGAAUUCAAAACGGUUUGAUGAUCUUAUUCGAAAUACAAAGUUUGUGGGGCGAUUGUUGUCGUUUUAUCGUCCAUCGACACGACAAUUUUGCGACCUUCCCAAAAAUGCACAGUCUACCAAAAUCCUCUCUAUUGGAAUCGAUUUUAUUCGAAAUCUGACGACUACAUCUGAUGGGGCACGACUGCUUGCAGAAAGUCGACUGCUUGUUGAAAUUGCAGAACAAUUUUCACAACUUUCACUUUUGGGUCAGGGACAAAGCAGUAUCCCUCCUGACAAUAUAUUUUUAAAACAGCAUUUUGAUGAAACAAUGAGUAGCAAUAUGUUUAGUUUAGUUCGAGCAUACUCGUAUCAUCCAUACGGAAUGAGACUGCUUGAGCAAAGUAGCAUAUAUAGCAUAUAUUAUCAGCUUGCAGAUAUGCGCGGAAGAGAAGAUAUUUCAAACGCUAUAUUAACAUCAAUGGACUUUUCAAGGCAAGUAGAUGGCCAUCCUAGAAUCAUUUUGAGCAAAAUCCUGACCGCUGGUUCAAAGUCUCUUCGUCAUGCAGCUACAGUAUACUUGGACCAGCUUGCACAAUUACACAAGGACACUUUUUAUGAAUGGGGAAUUCCACUCCUGGUGACCCAGCUAUCUGAUCCAACACAGGAAAUUGUUGGAGCGGCAGUAUGUAUUUUACAGCGACAUUGCAUUGACCAUCGAAAUAUAAUUGCAUUUGUACGAACAAAACCAGACAUACAGCAGCUUACUGUAUUAGGAAACACACUGCUAAUCCAGUCGCUUGCAGUUCCUGCAGGUUUUAAAUAUCUAUUUGAAUCUGGAUACCUGGAUACCGAGACAGACUAUUGGUUUGAGUACGGAAACGUUCAAUUUGUCACACAUGCUGAGCUUUCUAUAUCAGAAGGUCUUGUCAAGGGACUUUCCAAAUCUGGUUUUGAUACGUUUGACAAAGAUCUUGUAAUGAAUUUACAAGGAUACCUUCCCAUACAAUUGUAUGGAGAGUUGGCAAAAACUACCGAGGGAUGUGCGUACUUGGCAUCUACAAAACACGUAUCUGAGUUUAUCAGUCAAUUAAAGUCACACGACGACAUGGUAACCACACCAGCUGGGAUAAUGAAAUUAAAAGCAGCAAUUUGGGCAUUAGGAGCCAUUGGAGCAUCUGUGUCUGGCCGAUCUCUUCUUGUCUGCGAUGAAGCUAUAAGUCUUAUCACGUCCAUGCUAAAAUCAUCAUCUGUGCUUUCUGUACGCGGUACAUGUUUCUACGCCCUUUGCGUGAUAUCUCACAACUUUGCAGAUAUCCGCAUUAUGAAUGAGAUUGGUUGGUCAGGAGACUUGAUAUGUGUUCCAAACGAGCCGAGUAGUAUUUUAAAUCUUCCAGAAUGGAAUUAUAGCGGAUCAUGGCCUGCUCAGCAAAAAAUAACGUUCAAGCCUUUACAUUACAAACUAGAUGCACUGGAGGAUGAGAUUCUCAAGUGUAUUGGCAAUCUUAGCAACCAUAUUCUUGCUACAGCAGCAUCAAAACAAUUGGCUUUGACCCGACAACAACACCCACAUCUUUUUACUCGUCCCGAAUUGUGUGUUCAAGCAUGGAGAAUAUGUACCUUGUAUCAUUACCGUGUUGCGACACGAAGAUAUAUUCAAGAGCUUUUUGAACGAGUUGUGUUUGAUAAAUCUGCCUUGAGUAUUGUUGACAAAAUGGCAGGAUUACAGCUGAUUCAUAUCAUUGAUGAGGAAGAAUCAGCUCGAUUGAAUGAGAAUACUUUUAAAAGCUCACUUUCUUUGCUACCUAGAGAUUCAGAAAGAAAAGGUAGUCCUGCAACCCAUUCAGGAAACAAACUGAUUCUGCCAGCAGCACACACAAUUCGUGGGUUUGAUAUUUAAAUAAAACUAAACUGUUUGUGGUAG
Batrachochytrium dendrobatidis JAM81 is the source of this 3255-nucleotide messenger RNA. RefSeq names its product TORC2 complex subunit TSC11. The record is from RefSeq and is a predicted model, not a curated record. Gene Ontology annotation, cellular component: TORC2 complex. NCBI's taxonomy places the organism in Eukaryota, Fungi, Chytridiomycota, Chytridiomycetes, Rhizophydiales. The coding region runs from base 1 to 3231 and encodes 1076 amino acids. Gene Ontology annotation, biological process: TORC2 signaling. The transcript is spliced from 24 exons.